Molecule: messenger RNA, 4080 nt
Organism: Seminavis robusta
Lineage: Eukaryota; Bacillariophyta; Bacillariophyceae; Naviculales; Naviculaceae
Source: the annotation of a GenBank genome assembly
AUGGCGAGCACCACGAUGGAACGGCGAGGCUUGGAGAAAGUGGGCAGCAUGCGGUUGCUCAUGAUCCAAAAGCACGGUGCACACCGAUCAAGUGAUCAUCAUUGUGGUGACACCAAGACGAUGGGAUCAUCGGUGACCUCCUUAGGCACUGUGGUAAGUGGAGGCAGUCGUCCCAGUCGGAGCAGUGUCAUGUUGCGGAUGCAUGACUCUAUCGUUUCGGCCGUCGACAACUGGGACAUUCUCGGAGACGAUGACGAGGAGGAGGAGGAUGAAGAGGAAUCCUUGUUGCAUGGUGAGGACGAAGAUCACGCCCUCACCGAUAACUUUGACAUACUGGAAUCUCAACUCGAACGAGAAGAAGCCAAGCUGGGAUCCGAAGACGAUCCAUGCGAUUGUGGGAUGCAUCAUCCACCGAGCAAGACACAAGACUUGGCGAGAUUGAGUGGAACCAGCUUUACACAAGGCAGUACGGCGUCUUCCAUUGAGUCGGAUGCGGAAAGCGCUGCCAAACACCUGCCAACUUUGCUGAGGAACAAGAGUGCAGGGCUGACUUCGUUGAGCUCUCUUCCUCCAUGCCAAAAUAGAUCCAACCCGAGUCUUUGUGAUUACGACACGGACGACGAUUCUGUCGCCGGGACAGAAAGACCCUCCUCCAUCCCCAGUCGACCCAGCAAACUCCUCUUGACGGGCAAUUCACAGCACAGUGUCCUCACACGGUGGGCUCCCGAGAGCGCUAAAUUGAGAGGAGCUUCCGGUCUCACGGCCAGUACCGUGGCGGGGGCCCCACUUCCCAUGCAACUGGCCGAGCUGGGCUUGUUUGGUCGAGAUACUGAAGUACAACAAUUGCGUCGGGCACUCGACAAGUGCAUCGUGCCCAAGAACAAGUGCAUCUACAAACCCAAAUCCCAAAAGGAGUGCUCCUCUUCUCACUCAUCUAGAAGUACCCGGCAGGUGGCAUGGAUUGCUGGAGCAAGCGGAUCCGGAAAGACUGCCUUGGCGGAAUACGCACUCCAACUGCAAGUGACCAACCGAGGAGGGCUCUAUGUCAGUGGCAAGUUUGAAAACAACCAUUACGAAAGAACCAGUACUGCCAACAGGAGCAGCAGUGUGCAACCACUGGCUGGGUUCGCCUCGUCGUGUGAUGACUUGUGCGUGCAACUCUUGGCACUGAAAGAAGGACGUCAAGAGGAAUUCCAGAAUCUUCUCGAGGCGCUCCAAGCGCAGAUGGCACGAGAAGAAUUUGACUUGUUACUGGGAUUGCUGCCGGGUCUGGGACCCUUUAUCGCAACUCUCGAAGAGACCAUGGGCGAUGACUCGGCGGCAUCGUCGGAACAGCAAAUGCGAGACAGUGUCGUGACGGUGCUGGAUCGGCCAUUGUACACGGCGGAAGAAUCUGAGAACCAGUCAAAAGACCUUUUCCAGUUUGUCUUUCGCAAGUUUGUACGAGUUGUGGCGUCCGUCUUUCCCUUGGUACUGGUCCUUGAUGACCUGCAAUGGGCCGACUUGGGUUCGCUCGAACUCCUGGAGGUCUUGGCACUGGACUGUAACAGCUUGUCCAAUGUGAUGCUCGUUGGGUGCUAUCGCGACGAUGCAGUUGAUGCAGAGCACCCUCUGACAUCGGUACAAACAGAAAUCGCAGAGAAACCAGUGUGCGAGGUUGUGCAUAUAAAACUCAAGGACCUGGAUUCAACGGAUCUCAACCUCUUGCUGUCGGAAUUGCUCCAGAAGGAACCUUCGGAAACAGAAACGCUGGCAAGCAUCUGCUAUAAGAAAUGCGGCGGGAAUGCCUUUUAUUUGGUUCGCUUCGUUACCAUGCUUUGGCAAGAGAAGCUUGUCAAGUUUGACAUUAUGUCCGAUUCUUGGAAGUGGAACCAUGACGAAAUUGCCGAAAGAAGCAAGGCCACUGAAAAUGUUGUCAACUUUUUGCACAGCCAACUUGCUGGUCUUCCGGAGAGUACGCGGCAAGUAUUGUUGUUUGCGUCAUGUCUUGGGACUGAGUUUGAGAUGACCACAAUGGAGCUGAUCAUGGCAGACUUUUAUCCUGGGACUCCUUACGAGUCCGACCUGAGUCGCUGUGUGUCUGCAGGUAUAUUGGAAACUACUACAUCCGCAGGAGAAUGCAGGGGCUACCGUUGGAUUCAUGACAAGCUGAUGGAAGCUGCACAGACACUGCUCAGUCCAGAGGAACUGUGCAAGCUCAAGUACUGCGUGGGGGCAGUACUGCUGAAGAGCUUUAAUGCGGUAGACCAAGAAGAAGACCUUUUCUUGAUUGCCAAUCUGCUCAACGAGGCUCCGAACAUGUCAGACACUCCUGUGAGUCUAGCGGAGCUGAAUCUACGAGCGGCCAGGAGAGCAGCGUCACUUAGCUCUUUCUGGGCAGCAGCGGACUACUGCAGACAAGGGAUUGAUUUGCUCCCGGAGAGCAAAUGGACCAGUGAUUUUGAACUGACCUUGCAGCUGCAUUCCUUGGCUGGAGAUAUGUACUCCACCCUAGGAGAGUCUGACUCCAUGAAGAGGCAAUGCAACGAGGUCAUAUCGCGUUCCGACGUUAGCAUAUACGACAAAGUUCUGCCCUACCAGUGUGUGAUGGUCAACCUAUUCAACCAAGGCAAGGUUGAAGAAGCGUUGAACAUGUGUCUGGAUGUGCUGCGCGAGCUCGGAGUGACGUUCCCUACAAACAAACUCCAGAUAGGGGUCAAAAUACAGAUGGGGAUGAACAAAGCAGCAUCAGAUGCAGAUUCUGCUUGUGAACAACUACGGAAUCUUCCACUGCUGCAGGACCCCAAGCACAAAGCUACAAUGAGAUUUCUGACAAGACUUGGAACAUUCGGCUACUUGGCCAAGUCUCCUUUGCUCCCUCUCGCCAACCUGAAGUUGGCCAAGUAUUCGCUAAAGCACGGCCUUGGAAACGACACACCCAAGAAUACUGCCUGCAUCGGAAUGAUGGUGGGUAGCUUCCUGGACAAGAUACAAGAAGGGUCAAAGUAUGGCAUGGCGUGCCUGGAGCUCCUGGAACGAAUACCUGCCAAGCGACGAGUUUUGCCUGAGGCCCACUACAUCGUUUAUGCUCAUGUCUUGCAUAACACACAGCCUGUUCAUCAAAUGAUGAAACCGCUACUAAACGCUUACGGUGUUGCCUUGGAGUAUGGUGCUUCUCUUUAUGCAUCAUAUUCGAUUUACCACUAUUUGCUUUUUGCCUUCCGGUCUGGCAAGUCGCUUCGUGCCAUCGAAACAGACUUGCGGGCCUACACAGUACAAAUGGAAGAUAUGCACAUGCAUAAAGCGAUGCUAUUGUCCAAGAUCCUUUGGCAACUUGUAAUGAAUCUGAUGGGCGUUGAUGGCACAAGCCCACUCGUCCUGACCGGUCAGGCGAUGGACGAAGUUGAUUUUCUUGCAUCGUGCGGUUCUGAACCUUACUACAAGACCAUGUUUCAGUGCUACCAGAACGUGUUAUUUGCUGUGCUAGGAAAGCAUGAAUUGGGGGCCGAGCUCGCAAUCUCCAAGGGAGACAUGAUUCGAGUACACCCGGGUACCCCAGCGUUUGUGAUGGACGUUUUCUACCAGGCUGUUUCCUGCUUUUCUGUGGCGAGGACAAGCAAAAAGAAAAAGUACAAGGAGCACGCCAAGAAAAUGAAGCAGAAGAUCGAUGGGUGGGCCAAGCAAGGCAAUCCGAAUGUCCUGCACUUUGCUUCUUUUCUGUCGGCGGAAAGGGCGGCGUUGAAGGGAAAGAACGAAGAAGCGGAAAAGCUCUAUGAAACUUCCAUUGUGACUGCUAGGAAGCAAGGUUUCAUUCAAGACGCCGCACUGGCCAACGAACGCCUUGCCGAGUUUCACGAGGACGUGUUGAAAGACAAGGCAUCUGCAGGGUUCCGCUACCAAGAAGCCAUCAGGUUGUACACUGAAUGGGGGGCGCUUCACAAGGCAAAAAUGAUCAAGAAAACCAAAGCAGAUCUAUUGCAGUUUUGUUCGGCUUCUUCACACCCCGAAGAGGUGCAUCUGAACUUCCGUAUACCGCCGGAGUCUGUGUCCCUUGGUUGCAGGUCGGUCGGUUGCAGCUCCAAGGGAUCCAGCUUGGCCUAA